Molecule: messenger RNA, 864 nt
Organism: Kwoniella botswanensis
Lineage: Eukaryota; Fungi; Basidiomycota; Tremellomycetes; Tremellales; Cryptococcaceae
Exons: 8
Coding region: 1-864 (287 amino acids)
Source: RefSeq, a predicted model, not a curated record
AUGGCUGCUAGACUCAGGCUCGAGAACAAGGUUUGUAUAAUCACUGGAGCUGGAUCCGGUAUAGGUCUCGAGACAGCCGCCCAAUUCGCCUCGGAGGGAGCCAGGCUCGUCAUCUCAGAUAUCAACCUCCAAGCUGUCCAGGAUGCCGCCAACAAGAUCAACAAGAAGUUCCCCUCUGCUAAGGCUGUAGCUGUCAAAUGCGAUGUCAGUAAAGAGGAGGAUGUGAAAGGUCAGGUGGAUAAGGCUGUGCAGGAGUUUGGACGAUUGGAUGUUGUAUUCAACAACGCAGGUAUCAUGCAUCCACAGGAUGAUAACGCGCUCAACACCGAGGAGAAGAUCUGGGAUCUCACACAUAAUAUAAACGUCAAAGGUGUUUGGUACGGAUGUAAAUAUGCCAUCUUAGCUAUGAGGAACAACAAAGCGGAACCUGAGAAAGGACUCGGCGUAGGAGGGUCAAUCAUCAACGUAGCUUCUUUCGUGGCCAAAUUAGGUGCAGCUACACCUCAAAUUGCCUAUACCGCCUCUAAAGGAGCUGUCCUCGCCAUGACCCGUGAACUUGCCAUGGUCCAUGCUCGAGAAGGUAUUCGAAUCAACUCCCUCUGUCCUGGUCCUAUCCGAACUCCCCUCCUUAUGGACUUCCUCAACACCCCUGAGAAGUUGAACAGACGUAUGAUCCAUAACCCCAUGGGUAGAUUCGGUGAAGCGGUGGAACAAGCUAAGGCUGUUGUCUUCUUGGCAUCUGACGAUUCAUCUUACAUCAACGGUACUGACUUCUUGGUAGAUGGUGGUCUUCACGCUUGUUAUGUUACCCCCGAAGGUGAACAACAAGCUCCUGCUCCAGCUGGACUCGCUUCCACCCUUUAA